AAUAAACCUCCGAAGAAGAAGAAGAAUACGACGGUGACGAAGAAGAAGAAGAAAAAAAAAGUACAACAACAACAACAACAACAACAGCCUUGGACGCAGAUCUUCAUGUGAAAGAGCGCUUCCUUCUCCACACGGGCUUCGGAUCUCUGAUACUCUGCGUAACAUCACUAAAGUGUCCUGAUUCUUUACACCUCUUAUAAUGAAAUCAGAGUCCAGACGCCGCUCUUUAGGAAAAUCUCCACAGACUCCUGCUGCUACAGGCUCAAAGAUGUAUCACUGCUCACAGUGUGGGAAGAGUUUUACUUACCAGAGUAAUCUCCACCGUCACCAGCGCAUUCACACAGGAGAGAGGCCAUAUGAUUGCUGCCAGUGUGGGAAGAGUUUUACACGUCAGAGUAUUCUCCAACAGCACCAGCGCAUUCACACAGGAGAGAAGCCGUAUUACUGUUCACAGUGUGGGAAGAGUUUUACUCGUCAGAGUUAUCUCCAACGACAUGAGCGCAUCCACACAGGAGAGAGGCCAUAUGACUGCUCCCAGUGUGGGAAGAGUUUUACUCGUCAGAGUAAUCUCCAAAUACACGAGCGCAUUCACACAGGAGAGAGGCCAUAUGACUGCUGCCAGUGUGGGAAGAGUUUUACUUGCCAGCGUAAUCUCCAAAUACACGAGCGCAUUCACACAGGAGAGAAGCCGUAUCACUGUGGACAGUGUGAGAUGAGUUUUACCCAACUAUGUACUCUCCAGCGACACGAGCGCUUUCACACAGGAGAGAAGCCAUAUUACUGCUCACAUUGUUGGAAGAGUUUUACACGUCAGAGUACUCUCCAACGUCACCAGCGCAUUCACACGGGAGAGAAGCCGUAUGACUGCUCACAGUGUGGGAAGACUUUUACUCGUCAGAGUCAUCUCCAACAGCAUGAGCGCAUUCACACUGGAGAGAGGCCGUAUCACUGUGGACAGUGUGAGAAGAGUUUUACUUGCCCGAGUCAUCUCAAAAGACACCAGCGCAUUCACACAGGAGAGAAGCCAUAUCACUGCUCGCAGUGUGGGAAAAGUUAUCGUGAUCAGAGGGCCUUCCACAGCCACCAGCAGAGUCAUACAGGACAGAAGCCGUACCUCUGUGGACAAUGUGGAUGGAGCUAUACUCAUUCAAGUUCAUUAAGGACACACAAGUGCUCUAACAUAAAGCCAUCAGCUCUUGAUACGUGAAUUUGUCAAAUUAAGAUGUUUUUAAUUUUAAUUUUUAAAGGGAGGUAAGGUGACAUUCUGGCAUAAAACUAUAUGAUAUUUUUUGUCAUGGACUAUAGUAUUCUGUUACGUGGGACUUAAUUGCUUACUCUCUGGUUUUAGCAGCAAUUAAUCAUUAUGUUGUUUUCCUGUUUUACUCCAAACUCUUCGAUGCAACACAUGGAAUACCCACUUUAGUCAACUAAUCCAGACCUCUGAGUUAGACAUGUGACUCUAACAAAAGACAUUUCCCUCCAACAAAAGUAAACAUCUAGAAAUUGUUUUCGAAAAUGUCGUGUUGUGCAUACAUGCAAUCUGGACACCUGUCCAAGCCAACAGAAGAUGGUUCUGUUUACAGGCAAUUUGAAGAGAUAAUUCUGGUCAAAGUUGCUCUGUCUUUGCAGGGUCCAUUUAAGUACUUCUAACUACACAGUAUGGCCAAAAGUAUGGGGAUGCCUAACCACCACACCCAUAUAUGCCUUUUGAACAUCCACUGAUGGAACGGCGUCCAAUCUAGGGAUGAAACGUUUACCGGUUUCACGAUAAACCCUGAUGAAAUUCCCAGACAGUUAGUAUUACCGUGUCACAUUUAAUUAUCAUUAAAACCGUGUGCGAUUAUCGUGAUUUGUAAAACUCGCGGUAAAUGCUGUCCACACAUGAGUCUGACGCAGGCGCAGCAUGCAACAUUUUUUUUUUUGAGUAUGAAAACGGACGUUACAAUUAAAAACCAAAUGCGUCUGCUCAAUUCAGCAUGAGCUGAGUGAGUCAGAUCAACAGCACAGAUCAACAGUAGUCAGAUUUCAUUUAUGACGUGAUGAAAGUGAGGCGAGGCGACUGACAUGAUGAUGGCUGAAGAUUUGGUUUAAUAUAAGCAAGUUUGUCAUUGUACUGUUUUGUUGUGUUUUUCAUUAAGAACAAUAAUGAACCCACCAUUAAAGCACUUGUCUCCCCCGAAUUGCCGCUAAUUUGAAAGCAAAAGUGAAAUGCGUACAGCCACAAGGGCAUUCAUAAGCGAUUUAAAAGCAAGGGGGGAAAGACUGGCAUAAAAUUGGUUUGAGGUUUGACGUUUGUUAUUCGCUAAUUAAGGGGCUGUAUAUAAAGUUACAUACAACAUUGGUAUACACGUUUCUAACUUCAAUAGCAUUUGAAGAGAGUGACUUACAGUAACAAAAGUUCUUGUAAGGUUAGAAAUUCUCCCAAGUACUGUCACUGUAUUCUGUCAAUCAGUAUGCUGUAAAUGAACUACAUCAUUUUUAUUACUAUAAAAAAGCUAAAUGAGUAUGGGGCGAUGCUGUGAUGCGCAAGUGAUGUAAUCGGUGUGUGGCCGAAUACCGUGUAACACCGGGAACACCGACUAUCGCAGCAAGCCCAGUGACAACCAUCCAUCACUUUAUCGUCAAAUAUAAAACCUGUUUAAAUGAU
This is a messenger RNA of Ictalurus furcatus (blue catfish), 2647 nucleotides long. Its product is annotated as zinc finger protein 239-like. Gene Ontology annotation, cellular component: nucleus. NCBI's taxonomy places the organism in Eukaryota, Metazoa, Chordata, Actinopteri, Siluriformes, Ictaluridae. Gene Ontology annotation, molecular function: DNA-binding transcription factor activity, RNA polymerase II-specific; RNA polymerase II cis-regulatory region sequence-specific DNA binding. The record is from RefSeq and is a predicted model, not a curated record. Gene Ontology annotation, biological process: regulation of transcription by RNA polymerase II; central nervous system development. Bases 200 to 1207 code for a protein of 335 amino acids. The transcript has 3 exons.